Molecule: messenger RNA, 2124 nt
Organism: Canariomyces notabilis
Lineage: Eukaryota; Fungi; Ascomycota; Sordariomycetes; Sordariales; Chaetomiaceae
Exons: 2
Coding region: 1-2124 (707 amino acids)
Source: RefSeq, a predicted model, not a curated record
AUGGGCAUUACUCAGAGCAGAGCGCCUGCCCCUCCCCAGCACCAUGGCUACAGGAAUAUGUACCAACAGCCCCAUCACAACCGCCGAACUUCCUCCCUCUCGGCGCCCCUACUACCCGACCCUGGGCCGGGAACAACCUCGAUGCCCCCCUCCUUCUUCUCCUUCCAGCAGGGCUCCGAGCGCGCGCAGAACGUGCGGUACCUCGCCGAGGCCUCGCCUCUGCUGGGCCGCUUUCGCGCCGUGCCGCCGCGGGUGGUGACCACUGGCGGUGCGAAGGGAGGUAAAGGAGGACGGCGGCAGCAGCAGCAGCAUGGCCGGCCAUACAAUUCGCAGAUGGGAUCGGGACUGGGCCUGCUAUCCGAGGCUGGGCCGGGGUAUCGGGGCAGCGUGCAUGUUGGGUAUGGCGCUCUAAUAGCAGCGGAAGUGGCGGCUGAGGAGGAGGCGCAGGAGGGUGGCGAUGGUGACGACACAGAUGAGGAGGACGGCGACGGUGAUGCCGAUGGCACGGCUCGGGGUUGGAGGAGUGGGACCAGACGCAUCGAGAGGGGUUUGAGGCGGUUACGAGAUACGUGGGUUGAUCCCAAGGCGAGCGUGGUUAGGAGGGUUGUGGACGUGUGGUGGAGCCGGUGGGGGACUUUGGUGGUGCUGCCUGCGCUGUUUGCUGUGGCGUGGUGCGCCGUGCCGUUCCCCCAGUAUCCGCUCGCCGACGACGACGAUGGUGCACCUGGAGACCCGGAACGACCCCGACCGGGUGGCCCCAAAGCCCCCGGCCACGGCGCGGCUAGGGUGCGCGUCAACUUCUGGUUUUUCCUGUUUGUCUACUACAGCUUCUACAACCUGACGGCCUUGAUAUGGAUCACCAAGGUGUUCAAUCUUUACAGACUGAACUGGUGGCCUCAAUCGCUCGGCUUCCCCGUCACCGUGUCCAUUAUCGCCAUACUCUCGAUUGCUGCGCCCAUUCCCAUCUACCUGAUCCCCGAGACCAGGUUCCUGACCGUUCACAACACAGCAUGGAUUUCCUGGACCUUCCUCAUCAUGGCAAUGCCCGUUGCUAUUGCCUUUCUCAUCCUAAUGACAAACGAGCGCCAUCUCAGCCUGCGGCACCCGCUAUCUGAGACGCAGCGCAUCUUCACAUCGUCGUGGUGGGCCGGAGAGCCGGAUAGCGCUUCGUCACGGCGCGAAGCGAGGCGACUCCAUGCCGCCAGCAGCACCUUUGACCCUAGCCUGGAUGUGUCCGCGAUUGGGUUUGCUGAUGGCCGCUAUCAGCGUCCCACCCUUCCCGUCCGGCUGCGCCGGCGGUGGCUGCCCGCCAGCUUUGUUCGAUUUGUCUGGUUCUGCAUGGCACUGUUCAUUGGCUUGCUCGCAUACGUUAUAGGCGAGGCCUACGCCGAAAUCUACCUUCGCACGCUGCCGCAUAACAACUGGGAGACGAUAGUCUACGUUUACGGCUGGAUAACUACCGUGCAUCUGCUCGACGGUUUGACGGGAUGGAUCCUUGGCGGCAACGAAGGUGAGCGGGUCGGGAGCUACCCGCUGAGCUGGAUCUUCAAGCUCUAUUUCAUGCUCACCUACCAGACUUACGUUCGUGCCCUGUACGCACGCCUGCGCAGCCCGAGCGGGUUCAUCCUUCUCCAAGUACUCUCAUCAACGGGUCUCAUCAUCUUCACCCCCUUGCUCAUGUCAGCUCCCGUCCACUGGUUUCUCACCGUCCUCGGUCUCAACGGCCUUAGCUACGGCUCAUAUCAAAAAAUCUGCGUCCGCAACGUCUUCAUCCGCUUCCUAGCCGAGAACGCGUCCAUGCUGGCGUUCCUCGGCAGCGUUGUGGUCCUGCACUUCGGCGCCAAUAAGGACGUCUACCCCUAUUUUGCGUUUGACGGCACCGACGAGACCGAGGACUACGACUUUGGCUUGACUUUUUACGCCUCCAGUAUCACAUGGGCGUGCGAGCUUGCUGCCAGCUUCAUCGUGGCCGGCUUGAUUCGGUGGAUCUACAAAGUCAGCGUCGUCACCGAAGGCAAGCUCGACUUUGCCGUUUGGCCCGAACUGCUGCCCACCGCUGUUGCCGUGAUGCUGCAUGUGCUGCAGAACAUGCUGUUCUCAAUUAUUCGGCUACAGUUUCAGUAA